Aspergillus aculeatus ATCC 16872 is the source of this 2322-nucleotide messenger RNA. RefSeq lists its product as uncharacterized. Lineage: Eukaryota; Fungi; Ascomycota; Eurotiomycetes; Eurotiales; Aspergillaceae. Gene Ontology annotation, molecular function: protein binding. The transcript has 2 exons. Bases 1 to 2322 code for a protein of 773 amino acids. The record is from RefSeq and is a predicted model, not a curated record.
AUGGCCGCCCGGCCCAGAUUUGGUGAAAUUCGCUCCCCCUCCCAUGAUACCCUCCGCAGCGGGGCGCCCUCCCCGCGCAUUGAGCAUUACGAUGGUGAAAUUCCUCCCGCGCUCUCCCCGCUCGAUGCCUUUGCCGCCCAAGGCCGCCUUCUAGCCCGCCAGUUGGAGGAAUCCGCUCGGAGGAACCGUCGCAUGAGCCGAUUGCCUCCCUCCAGCGUGGCACGCUCCCUUUCGCAGCCACGACCGGGUUAUUUUCGCUCGGCUUCUACUAGCGAUGCUCGCGGGGGAAGACGCAAUGAGUUGUCGAGACAGCCGACGCAGAAGAUGAAUCCCGAGGUGGAGGAGCCUAAGUUUCGCCCACAGUCCGAACAUCCGCGGCUCAGCGCCAUCUCACACCUGUCAAGUGAAGUACCAGAUGAAACGGAGGCGCAAGAAGAACAACACGAGAUGCCGGAGGAAACAGAAGAUGACGAUGCCACCCCAAGGAAGGAAUCGACUGCUGAUGUGUUUGACUUGCCCCGCUCCGAUUCUCCGGACAACAUCAGUGCAUACAGUGCCCCCGAAGGACCCCGUCGCUUCUAUUCCGUUGCCCCCUCCUGUGCUCUUUCGGAGGGCCGCACGCCUCCGGCAGGGGUGGUUGUGAUGCCCCCGUCCCGAACCUCGUCUACCGAUUCAGCUUCUCAUUUAAACAUUCCGUCGCGUGGAUUGACUCCGUCAGCCUCUCUUCUCUCGCGGCCAUCGAGUGGUUCCCGAGCUGGCCAAUUCGAGAGCUCGGAUGAUGAUUAUAGCAGCUCAACUGCCGGCUCGACGUUCUCUAAGCCACGAAAAAUGUCCUCCAGCAGUGCAAUGUCUAUGCCUUACUCGCCCAUGUCCAAUGUUCAAAUUCGGUCUCAUCCUCGAUCUCCAUCCAUAAGCUCGGAAACUUCAAACUACGGGGGUCUGUCUCGCCCGUCGUAUAAUUUCUCUCGGCCGUUGAGUCGAUCUGGCACGAGUCUUUCGGCUCCCGGACCGGUGUGCUCAUCGGAAGGCAUACAGAGCACCAUUAACCGCGGACACAAGCCCAGCCCCAUCAGGGUGCCGUCUCCAUCCGAUUUGGCGUUACAUCCGCACGAGGAUCCCUCCUCAGCUGUGUCAUCUUACAUCCAUACAAAGUAUGCUUUACCUCGAGGACGCGCCGUCUGCCGUGAUUCAGUUGUCUUCUCAGGCCUGCAGACACCGCACUUUGAAUGGCAAGAACCGCUGUUUGAGAGUCCCGAUCGUCAAGCCCCUGCGGAGUCUUCUCGAUCUCGGCGUACUCCGUCCCCAUCACCAUCAGGCAAAGAGUCAGUACUUUCCAAGUCGCGCUCUAUGCAGGAAUCACCCAGCUCGUCUCGGAGGCUUUUGACCCCUGAGCCGCCGCUACCGCAGGCGACAUCUCUUUCGCCCAGCGAUCGUACAACACCUCCAAGGCGGACAUCCACCGAGUCUGCUACGGCAGAAACUAUACCAUCAGAGCCACCAUUGAGCGAACCUGCACCACCCGCGCAGUUGGAGUCCGAAAUAGCCAGGAAUGACAACGCCGAUACCACUUCUUCUGCUGGCUCUGAGUCCACUAUUCGCCCGCAGACAGCCAGGACACAGACUACAUCAGCGCCCAUCACAGCGGAUGAGCACGUAACCAAGGGUAUCGAAUGUCACGAGAAAGGAUCCCUCAAUGAAUCAACGUACCACCUUCGCAUAGCGGCCAAGCAGAAUCAUCCUACGGGGAUGUUGCUCUAUGCGUUAGCCUGCCGUCAUGGCUGGGGAAUGCGGCCGAAUCAGCAAGAAGGUGUACGUUGGUUGCGCAAGGCUGUGGACUCCGUCGGAUUAGAGCUUAUGGAUGACUCCAAUCCGUCGAUACCUGUUCGCAUGAGAGAACUUCAGAAGGCUUACCGAGCCCAAUUCGCCCUCAGUAUCUACGAACUUGGCGUGAGUCAUUUGAACGGGUGGGGUAUCGAACAGGACAAGUCUUUGGCCCUACGCUGUUUCGAGAUUGCGGGUCAAUGGGGCGAUGGUGAUGCGCUCGCGGAGGCCGGGUUCUGUUACGCAGAAGGCAUUGGCUGUAAGAAGGACCUAAAGAAGGCUGCGAAAUUCUAUCGCCAAGCGGAGGCAAAGGGAAUCAACAUGGUUGGGAAUAGCUGGAUUUACAAGGACAAGUAUAUGUCGGACGACAACCCGAGCUCCAAUUCGCGCGGUCGUGGUCGCAGUCAACGAUCUGGUAACACCCCCGACAAGAAAAAUCGCAGCAAGUCCCGCACUCGCAGUCUCUUCCACCGGAAGAAAUCAGUUGCUACUGAGGCCUGA